CUGCUAUGCUUGUACAUAUAUUGCACAACCAUGCAAUACAUUUCGACUACUAAAUUGAUUGCGUGAUUGUGUGAUACAUGUACCAUGUGGCAGGGGCAUUCAUGUUUUAGGGCUUGAUUUUGCCUUCUGCCAUUGCCCCUUAGCACGCAUGUGCAUUAUUAUAGUCCUCCAAAAUUUUCCCAGCUUAUCUGGAAGGGCUGCAAUGAGCCCGUGUCUUUUCGUCCAUGGGAUAGCACUGUCUGAUAUUUCUUUCAGAAGAUUUUUGUGUCUGGCCCUUGCUGUGUGUGAUGGCAGCACUCGCUCCCUCUCAUAUUCUCUGAGCAAUGUGUCAAAGCAGGUUGUGAUAUUGUAAGAGACGAGAAGAGAUGCAGAUGUUAAUGCCCGAACCUCAGAUUUACGUAGAGAGAACUCUGGCCCUCAUCAAACCUGACGUCAUUGACAAAGAAGAAGAAAUAGAAGAAAUAAUUCUCAGAUCAGGAUUCACCAUUGUUCAGAAACGCAAGCUCCAACUCAGCCCAGAACAAUGUAGCAACUUUUACGCAGACCAAUAUGGAAAAAUGUUUUUUCCUAAUUUAACAGCAUAUAUGAGUUCUGGACCUUUAGUUGCUAUGGUUCUUGCCAGACAUUGUGCAAUCUCCUACUGGAAGGAACUAAUUGGGCCAUCAAACAGCAUAAAAGCUAAGGAAACACACCCUGACAGUUUAAGAGCAAUCUAUGGGACAGAUGAUCUGAGGAAUGCGGUUCAUGGCAGUCUCAGAUUCUCCUCAGCAGAAAGAGAAAUUCGGUUCAUGUUUCCUGAAGUGAUUUUGGAACCAAUUCAAGUUGGACAAGCAGCUAAGGAUUACCUGAACCUCUACGUAAAUCCAACAUUACUAGCUGGCCUCACUGCCCUUUGUAAGCAUAAACCAGUGGAUCCCUUGAUUUGGCUUGCUGAUUGGUUGAUUGAACAUAAUCCCAAUAAACCCAGACUACAGCAUGAUGUGACUGUGGAAGAACCGUAAGGAUGCACGUUCAACAGAAACGUUGUCAAACACCAUUAUUUUAUUAUGAUUUUAGUGUGUCCUUUGCAUCAUUAAUGUUACAUGGAACAAAUGCUGGUUUUAUAAUAUCACCAUGUACGUAUACUGUCUGGUAAUCUCUGGAUAGACUAAACUGGUAAUUGCUACUUGUA
Gavialis gangeticus (Gharial) is the source of this 1171-nucleotide messenger RNA. RefSeq names its product NME/NM23 family member 5 (gene NME5). Gene Ontology annotation, biological process: CTP biosynthetic process; spermatid differentiation; negative regulation of oxidative stress-induced intrinsic apoptotic signaling pathway. Gene Ontology annotation, molecular function: nucleoside diphosphate kinase activity. Bases 366 to 1001 code for a protein of 211 amino acids. Lineage: Eukaryota; Metazoa; Chordata; Crocodylia; Gavialidae. The transcript is spliced from 6 exons. The record is from RefSeq and is a predicted model, not a curated record.